AUGCGUUUGUUAUUUUAUUUCUUACCCAUAAAUUUAUAUAAGAAAAUAAUUUUUUUUUUUUAUGUUUUAGAAUAUGCAAAAUUAGUACCGGAAACACCCAGAGAAAAUAUGACACUUAAAGAAGAACUCCAAUUGCAAGCCGUACCUAAAUUGGGACAUUUAUCGAAAGCCAGCAUAAAAAUUCGAGAAAAUAAAGAAUUUAAGAUGAUAAUUGAAAAGAUGGCUCAAAAUGCAAAUUCUUCGGUUGUCCAAGAAAAUUUUUCAUGGUGGAGUCAAUUUAAAGAAGCUUUGACCCUUAGAGAAGGUGAUAGCGCCGAUGAAGAUCCGCCAUCUUGUGGUGAAUACAUAAUGCACUUUUUAACGGUUAUUUGGAAAUUACUUUUUGCAUUGGUACCUCCAACAGGUUACUGUCAGGGAUGGCUUUGUUUUUUUGGAUCCCUUAUGGGUAUUGGUGCAAUGACAGCAGUUAUUGGAGAUGUUGCAGCACAUUUUGGAUGUUCUGUCGGUUUAAAAGAUUCUAUAACGGCCAUUGGAAUUGUUGCCAUGGGAACAAGCAUACCAGAUACGUUUGCAAGUAAAGUCGCCGCCAUACAGGAUGAAACCGCUGAUAAUUCCGUUGGUAACGUGACCGGAAGUAAUGCAGUUAACGUUUUUUUGGGUAUCGGUGUUGCAUGGACCAUAGCUGCAUGUUAUCAUGCUUAUUUCGGUGAAAAAUUUUACGUCGAUCCUGGAAGUUUGGCAUUUUCCGUGACGAUAUUUUGUACCGAAGCGGCGACGGCCAUUUUUAUUCUUGUUUUAAGAAGACAUAAAUCAAUCGGUGGAGAACUUGGGGGUCCGAGAUGUCAAAAAUAUUUCACUAUGUGGAUUUUCCUUCUUUUAUGGUUAAUUUAUAUAAGUUUGUCUAGCUUGGAAGUUUACGGUGUCAUUAAAGGAUUUUAA
Messenger RNA from Pediculus humanus corporis (human body louse), 939 nucleotides. Its product is annotated as sodium/calcium exchanger, putative. Gene Ontology annotation, cellular component: postsynapse; sarcolemma; axon. Gene Ontology annotation, biological process: sodium ion transmembrane transport; calcium ion import across plasma membrane. The coding region runs from base 1 to 939 and encodes 312 amino acids. The transcript has 6 exons. Gene Ontology annotation, molecular function: calcium:sodium antiporter activity. NCBI's taxonomy places the organism in Eukaryota, Metazoa, Arthropoda, Insecta, Psocodea, Pediculidae. The record is from RefSeq and is a predicted model, not a curated record.